Hippopotamus amphibius kiboko is the source of this 1037-nucleotide messenger RNA. RefSeq names its product olfactory receptor 7A17-like. The transcript has a single exon. The record is from RefSeq and is a predicted model, not a curated record. Gene Ontology annotation, biological process: G protein-coupled receptor signaling pathway. Gene Ontology annotation, cellular component: membrane. Gene Ontology annotation, molecular function: olfactory receptor activity; G protein-coupled receptor activity. Bases 66 to 1037 code for a protein of 323 amino acids. Lineage: Eukaryota; Metazoa; Chordata; Mammalia; Artiodactyla; Hippopotamidae.
UAUGUUCAUUUAAGUGAAAAUUAGUCAUGCUAUUUUCUUUUUUCCCCAGUAGUCAGUGGCACUAGAUGGAACCAGGAAACAAUACACAAGUUUCAAAAUUUCUUCUUCUGGGACUUUCAGAGGAACAAGAACUGCAGCCCCUUAUAUUUGGACUUUUCCUCUCCAUGUACCUCAUCACUGUGUUUGGAAACCUGCUCAUCAUCCUGGCUGUCAGCUCAGACUCCCACCUCCACACACCCAUGUACUUUUUCCUCUCCAACUUGUCCUUUGUAGAUAUUUGUUUCACAUCUACCACCAUCCCAAAGAUGCUGCAGAACAUUCAGGCCCAAAACAAAGUCAUAACCUAUGAAGGCUGCAUCACCCAGGUGUAUUUUUAUAUAAUCUUUGUAGGAUUAGAUGAUAUUCUUCUGGCUGUGAUGGCCUAUGACAGGUAUGUAGCCAUCUGUCAACCCCUGCAGUACACAGUCAUCAUGAACCCCCGGCUCUGUGGACUGCUGGUUCUGGUGUCUUGGAUCAUGAGUGCCCUGUAUUCCUUGUUACACAGUUUAAUGGUGUUGCGACUGUCCUUCUGCUCAGACUUGGAAAUCCCCCACUUUUUCUGUGAAAUCAAACAGCUGAUCCAACUUGCCUGUUCUGACACCUUUCUCAAUACCAUGGUGGUGUAUUUCGGAUCUGGGCUUUUGGGUGGUGUUCCCCUGGCUGGUAUCCUUUACUCAUACUCUAAGAUAGUUUCCUCCAUACAAGGAAUCUCAUCAUCUCAAGGGAAGUAUAAAGCAUUUUCCACUUGUGCAUCUCACCUCUCAGUUGUCUUAUUAUUUUAUUUUACUGGCUUAGGUGUGUACCUUAGCUCUGCUGCUACCCGCAGCUCACAUUCAAGUGCAACAGCCUCGGUGAUGUACACUGUGGUCACACCCAUGCUGAACCCUUUCAUCUACAGCCUGAGAAAUAAAGACAUAAAGAGGGCACUGAAAAGAUUAUUUGGGAUGGAAACUUUUACAAAAAGGCCGUUUGUCCUGGCAUUGAAGAAAUGCCCGUGA